AUGGUGAACCAUUGUGGUCUGCUCUCUGCAAGAAAGGAACCAGGUAGAGAGCUUCAAAAUGCUUUUUAUUUAUUUAUUUAUUUUACCAAUACAGAAUCUUUGUUUCCUGUCUUUUAUUCAAACCUUAAAACUAACUGACUUUUGUUGCUUUAAACAGAUUUAAAUGAUUUUAACAACAACAACAAUAAAGAAUUAUGUAAAUUUGUUGUAUGUUUUGUUUUCUUUGUUGUUACUUUAUGAGUGUUUGCUGUUGAUGAUCGAUGACCAUUAUGUUUCUCUUUGUUGCUUGGUCAGUUCCUUUAAAGAGUGUGGAGGUGGAGGUGGAGGUGAGGGACCAUGUGGCAACUGUGGUCUCCACUCUCUAUUACGAGAACAAAGAGGACAAACCAUUAGAAGCAGUUUUUGUCUUCCCUCUGCCUGGAGAUGCUGCUGUCUGUCAUUUUAGCGCUACGCUUGGACAGACACAGAUCAUUGCAGAGGUCAAGGAGAAACAGGAGGUGAGCAACACAGUGAGGAUUAACUAUUUACUGUGAAACUAUCAGUAUAAUAAAUGUAAAAAUUAAGGUGACUCAUGUAAUCUGUACUCUAGGCACGUGAGGACUACGAUGAUGCUUUAAGCUCUGGUUUGGAAGCCUUUCUGUUGGAGGAGAGUGAGCAAAGUCCGGAUAUAUUCUCCCUGAGUGUAGGCAGUCUUCAACCCGGAGAGAGUGCCUCAAUCAGGCUGGAAUAUGUCACUGAGCUGAAUGUGCAGGCUGAUUCUGGACUGAGGUUUUGUCUGCCUGCUGUGCUUAACCCUCGCUACCAACCUCAGGGUAGGAAAAACAAGCAAAAACACGUGUCAGUAACUUUGAAACUGCAUCUAUAUUGGUGGAUUGGCAUUGCACCUUUCUUUUAGUGCUUGUAAAAGUCAAAUCUUUAAAACUUGAAACUCAGCAAACUAAGAGACAAAGUGGUUGACCACUUUGAGCAGCCCCAUUAAUGACAGCCUUAUUAGGCCAUGAGCCAGGGGGGUUGGUCGGUAUCAACUGAGGGGAAUAAUGCUCAUAGUGAUUUUUGACAUUGUAUACAUGUAUAGAGUUAGAAAAUAUGUGAUAGCAUUGCAGCAGUGGUAGCUAAAUGUGUGCUAUCAUGCAUUUUAUUUUAUAACACUAGGCGAAAAUUACAUGGGUCAAUUUAUGAAGACAUACAACUUAACCCCCCAAAAAACCUAUAGAAAGGGUUUCUUUUCACCAUACAUCAUUUCUAUAAGGUGUCUAGACUAACAUAAUAUGAGUCCUAUGAAAUCCUAUUUGGAAAAGUAUUUUAAUUUCGCCAGACAACAAUACGCAAAUGAGCUCAAAACUCAUUAAAAUUUGCCCAAAAUACUCCUUUUCCCCCGAACUAUUAUCACAGUGAAACUAUUAUCACAGUGAAAGCACAUUGAAAGAGGGUGAUGGCAAUGCUGCUUUUGGACCGGCCUCUAACCUGAAAACUGCCCGGCUUGGUUGUACCUACCAGGGGUAUAACCCCGGCUGGCGUAGUCUUCAGGGUCACUGAGGCACACGAGCCUCCCCACCACGACAAGGUAGUAACAAUAGGGGAGGGUGUUUUUUGUGUUUUUUUUUUGUGUUUUUGUAUGUUUAUUUUUGCCCGGAUCCUCACCACCUUCUCUACAUGUCAGUUCCUGGCUUGUUCUUUGCUUUGUCCUGGGACAGAGGUAAACCAAGAAAGGUGGUUUUGGUGUAUAUCCCUACGUUUGCCAUUCAGGAAUAGUGUAGGCCUGAAUCUCUCCAAUUCUCAAUUAUACAGAUCAUACUUUUGACUUCUACACAUUUACAACCUAAUAAUCAAAAUCAUUUUCAUCACUAUCUUUCACGUCAGAUGGAUGGAAAGGCCAAGGACUCUCAGUCAUCUCCUGUUUUAUGACUGAUCUAAUAUGAGAUGAAGUCUGAUCUAUGAUCUUGUUCAAAUUGGUUGACUUGGCCCUCCAAACUUUGAGUUCCCUCUGCAGUGUUUGAUUUUUCAAGACAACAUCCCUAAAUGAUGCACUUUGUGGUACGAUCAGCAAUUUUCCUUUCUCAUCUGGGAAUAUAUGUACUAUAUUGCCCAGCUCAGAUUCAAGAUUCCUGCAAAUAUUCUUCCUUGUAUAAUCUCGCAAGCAUGUAAUUCCUCUAGACAGCAUUAAUUGUUCAAGUUUCAAGACCAAAGAACUUGCUUGUACAAUGGUCUUAUUGGGUAUGAUAUCAGCUCUGAUAUAUUUGAAAAGAUCAAUAUAGGCUUCCCUUUCAAUGUUUUUAUACAGUUCACCACGAUCUGUUUCCUCAUUUUUCUUUUUGCACACAGGUUCCUUUUUCUUGAUUCGUGUAUAAUCUUUAUAGCAUGACACAUGAUAGUGGGCCUCUGCAGCAACUAUGUCUCUGCUUGUUACUGCUAGAAUAUUUUCAUCCCCUUUUUGAGUUGCACACUCUCUUGAAGUUUGGUCAGCUCUGAGUUGUACAGCUUGUGUAAGCUUUUCACGCAACUUGGAGCCCUUUAAAAACUUCUCAUUCUCAUACAAAAGAUGCAGAUAUGAUCAUACACCCUUGAUGCUGAUGAAGAUCUCCUUCUAGGCCUUUUUGAUACACAGCCGUACUCAACAUCUUCAUCACCAGUAAUGCUUUCCUUGGCUUUCUUUUUCAAUGACUCCAAUUCCCUCUUCAUGGUGAAGAGGCUUUGGCAUUUUCUGUGAUAAUAAAUUGUAGGCACAUCCUUUUCUCUAAUAUUUUUUAGCAAUGUCUAAAAUAGGGGCAUGGUUUCUCACUUUGGCUGCUUCAAGUAAUGUUUCCCAGGAUUUAUAGUCUUGGGGACUAACUAAAUGUUCACCAUCAUCCUUGGACAUUUUAUUGUGUAUGAUGCACUGUUUAAUCGAUUCUGUCUGCUUAGGACUCUCCAUCAUAAAGGAAAGUGAUUCAGCUCCUUGACAUGAAAACACUCUGCUGUUCUCUGAAUUGUGUCUGACAUUAAAAACAGGGAUAUGCCCCUAAUUUGCCUAAAUAGCCUCAAUGAUGAUUAAGGUUAAGACUUGUAUUUUUAACUGAAACAUUUGUCACCCCUCCAAAGGAAGUGGAGAUAGUGCAAGUGGUAACGUCCAAGUAACCUCGUGUCCAGCCUCCUUGGUGCCCUACACCCUGUCCUUCUCUGCCCAAGUGUCGUCUCCCCGUCCUGUCUCCAAAAUAGAGUCCAACUGUUCCCUUGAUCCUCUACAGUACCUCAACUCAGAGCAAACCAAAGCCACGGUAGGUGGAAUAUUCAUGUGUCUGCUGAUGUUGUUGUCUUUACUGGUAACACUAUGUGUCAUUCAUGUUGGUUUGUGUGUCCUAUAAACUAUAGAUCAAGCUGGCUGCAGGGCACAAAUUUGACAGAGAUGUUGAACUUCUGAUUUAUUACAAAGAUGCCCACCAGCCCACUGCGGUGGUGGAGGCAGGCCAGGCUUCUGCUGAGCUUGGUGAGUAGAAAUUUGUGAAGUUCCUAUUUUGCAUUUACAAAUCUUAAUAGCCUAACUCUCUAGUCUAGCAAAUAAAUCACAUACUUUAAUAAACAGCAAAAGUAAGAUUGGAUGUCUUUGUGGCUCAGGCACUCUGAUGGGUGAUCCAGUAGUGAUGCUGAGUCUGUACCCAGAGUUCCCACAGGCUGUGAUGUCCUCAGUUGCCACAUGUGGAGAGUUUGUGUGCUUAUUGGAUCGCUCUGGCAGUAUGGGUGCAGCUAUGAACCACUCCAAUAGAAAUGAGACUCGCAUUAGUAGUGCCAGGGUAUGAAUGUGUAUAUUCUUAUAUAAAACUAUCGGGAAUUUUCUUAUCAGACAGCAGCUUUCAUGAUUAUGUUUUUCCCUGAAGGAUACUCUUCUACUCCUGCUGAAGAGUUUACCAAUGGGCAGCUAUUUCAACAUUUACAGUUUUGGCUCCAGUUUUGAAUCCAUUUUCCCGUAAGUUACUUCUCAAAGGCUGUCCAAUAAAUUUGUCCCUGACUUUGUUGUUAUUUGAGGAUUUUUUGAUGUAAUCACAGUAAGAGUGUGGAGUACAACCAGGAGACAAUGGAAAAGGCUUUGAAGAAAGUUGAGGAGAUGCAGGCUAAUCUGGGAGGAACAGAGAUCCUUAAGCCACUUAAACACAUCUACAGCCAGCCCUGCAUUCCCAGUCAACCCAGACAAGUACCACACAUUCACACACAUUCACACAAAACAUGUGAAACAGGUCCAACAUCCCCUGCCAGUAACUAAAACAAUCUAUUCAGUCACCAGUAAAAGAAUCUUUCUGUUCUGGUGUUACAGUCACUAGUUAGUUUAUUCUCACCACACCUUGUUUCAAACUUGGCACUAAUAACCACUUCAAUGUUGUGGCAUCUAAACAGCCUUCUGAAAACAACGGCUGCAAAUGAUUGUGAUAUAUUUGAAUAACAUGAAAAUUCUCUUCCCUAGCUAUUUGUAUUUACUGACGGAGAAGUGUGGAACACCAAAGAAAUUAUAGACCUGGUAAAGAGGAAUUCACAUGCCCACAGGUGAACUGCCAGAAACUUUGUAAACAACCAGAUUAUUUCACACAACAUAUACAUUGUUCUCCUGCUGUCUGGGGUAAAAGUUAAACAACUCUAUUUCAGAUGUUUCUCUUUUGGGAUUGGAGAAGGGGCCAGCUCCGCUCUCAUCAAUGGGUUGGCCAAGGAAGGAGGAGGUCAUGCUCAGUUCAUUUUAGGAAGUGACAGGAUGCAACCAAAAGUCAGUUCCACAUGAAAUACAAGCAAUCUGUCAUGUUCAACAAUUCUUUGGUUUGUUGGAUGGGAGGGGUAAACCUUUUAAAAGUGAUUUAUCUUCACCAGGUGAUGCAGUCACUGAGGUAUGCUCUACACCCAGCUGUGGUGAACAUCUCAGUCACAUGGGAUUUACCAAAAGAUGUGUCCGCCACUGUCCUUUCUCCACCGAUCACAUCACUUUUCCAGGGUCAAAGGUCUCUGAUUUAUGCUGGACUCACUGGACAGGUAGGAAUUGUUACAUAUGAAGAGGAAGUUCUCUGUAUUUUAGUGUAAUAGUGUAAAGAUUUUGGUUUGAAACCAUUUAAACAUUGAUCUCCUUCUCUGCCUCUCAUAAGGGUCCUAAAUCUGUAAAUUCUGUCAGAUUUCAGAGGCAGCUGAAGGCUGUGUGACAGUAAAAUACAGCCUGGCAGGUCAUCCCUCUCAGAACCAGCUUCGCUUCAACCUGAAACCUACAGAGGAUUCUGGGUAAAAAAAUAAUUAUUUUCAAAACAGCCUUUAUACAGUAUAUGUCCUGACAUGACGAUAUGGAGUUUCAUUUCAAUAUUGAGAACAACACUGAAUGAAUGCUAAAACUUAUAUUUUUGAAAAAGGGAAAAUAUUUGGCACCAACAAGUUUCUUCUUAGUCGUUGACACAGAAAAUGAGCUAAGAUGUACACACUGUAACAUGAAAACACAGAAAAACUAAACCAGACUUGAUCUCAGUUGUGUUCCAGUGCAACAUGACCUUAUGGCCAUUGUUCAAUCACUGAACAACUGAGGAACAGCAAGAUGUUUUAUGUAUCAUAUUGAAACAAAUCAUAUAUAUAGAUAAAGAUAUAGCUGUGUUUGGAGAUCUAACAGAGUGAAAGAAAAACAUCACAAACUCUGAUAGCGCUGACUGAGCUUAAUAAAAUGAUUUUUAGAAGACUCCAGAGUUCAUUACUGGUAAUGUAAUCGUCAAUAUAUCCACAUCCUCUGCACAUCCUUUAACAUGUGAUAUCAAUAUUUUCAGACUAACAGUCCACAGGCUGGCUGCUCGGGCUCUGAUUCGCUGCCUGGAGAUGGAGGAUAGAGAGCCCAGACAACAGCAGGAUGACAGUGUCAAGAAGAAGGUGGUAGAGCUCAGUGUGCAAUCAGGAGUGAGCAGUGCCUUUACUGCCUUUAUCGCAGUCAACAAAGGCAAUGGCAAAGCCAUACAGGGACCACUGGAGCGCAGGAAUGUUCCAGCGCCCAGUGAGUAUUUCAUAGACACUUUAAUUAAAAAUAUGGCUGCUAACAUCAUAGAGAAGAGUAGAGCUCUAAGAUUUAGAAAAAGUAACUAUUUAUAAUUCUACAAAUGAGUUUCAUAACUGCAGAUAGGAUUACACACUUUAGGAUUAAAUUAAAAAAUGCAAUCAGCUAGAAUUGACUUUGGCUGAUAUCUUCUCAAGUAAAGUUUCUCAUAAUUGCUAAACCUAACACUGUUUUGUCAUCUCAGUAUCAAAGUGCAGUGGAUUGCAAUCUUAUGACUCCUUCUCCAUGCCCAUGUUAUGCCAGAGUAAGUAAAAGAUCAAAUUCUUGUUGGCACAUCCUUAUGUUACAUCUUGACCUUCUAAGAUUGUCCUACUAAACUCUCAGGUAUUCCCAGUAACAGGAGCCUUCAAUUAUGCGCUAUAGAGUCCUGUGACAUCUCUUUUGACUGUAAGUAAUUAAAUGAUUUUUAAACCCCAUAUAUACUGUAUAUAUGUGUGUGUGUGGGUAUGUGUGUGUGUGUGUGUGUGUGUGUGUGUGUGUGUGUAUGUAUGUAUAUGUAUAUAUGUAUAUAUAUGUAUAUGUGUAACUAUAUAUGUGUAUAUGUAUAUAUAUAUUCAGACAAGUCAUUUUAAAUUGAUAAUAUUUUGGGGAUACUUCUUUUUCUUGAUCAGGAUGCACUUGCUGUUGGAUUUUUUAAAAUAACUUUGUGCCCUCAUUUUCACUGUGUGGAUGGUAACCCUGUUCUUAUCUUAGUACCUCUGUUACAAAGAAGGAGUAUUAUAACAAAAUGCUUUUUGUGUGUGUAGUUUUUAUUAUGAUAUUGUUGGUUUUCUAUCUAACAUUGCUAGUUUUAUAUAUCUCAGGCUGUUUUUUUCUACUCUCUCAACAGCCAAAAAGAAAAAAACUAAAUCUUUCAAACCUAGCCUCUUUUCAUGGAAAGGAAAGAAACAGAAGGUUGUCCAAUCAGGUAAAAGAUCUCUGCAGACUGAUGCAGCAUAUCUGCACAACAGUGUCAAAGAGACAACAGUGGAAACAAUGAAUGCUUCAAAUGCAUAUCAAUUCCACAAAGACUGUUUUUUUUAUCUUUGCAUACUAAUUUCCUUUGUCAGAUGUCCCUGAGACAUCUCCUCUGCCCACCAUGGACCCUUUGCUUCACUUGGUCUCCCUUCAGAAGGCAUCUGGCUGCUGGGACCUUAGUCCAGCUUUGGCUACAGCACUUGGCAAGACUAGUGAAGAGUUGAAAAAGCCAAAACCUGCAUCGGUCUGUUAUUUUUAAAACAACAUUUGUAAUGUUGUAAGGGACUGAGUGUGAAUAAGAUUUCAUAAUCUAUUGCCUGCAAGAUCUUCAUCUCUCUAAUUUUGCUAUUAAGGUGAAUAUGGAAAUAUGGGCCACUGUGCUGUCUCUGAUCUGGCUUCAUGGUUUCAAGAUGGACGUCAGGGAAGAGUGGGAGCUCCUGGCUAUGAAGGCUGUGUCAUGGCUCCGUGCCCAGAACUGUAAGAGCACUGAUAAACAUACAGAGCAUCUGGAAAGUAUUCAUAGUGCUACACUUUUUUCACAUUUACCUUUAAAUUUGACACACAAUUACCCAUAAUGACAAAGUGAAAAAGUUUGUCUGAAACUCUUGCAAAUUGAUUGAAAGUUACAACCGAAAUAAAACAUGUACGGUAGUAUUCACAGUGUUUGCUCAGUACUUGGUCGAUUUACUUUUGGCAGCAAUUUCAGCCUCAAGUCUUUUUGAGUAUGAUGCUACAAGCUGGGCACACCUAUUUUUGGGCAGGUUCUCCCAUCCUUUUUUGGCAGAACCUCUCCAGCUAUACCAAGUUGGAUGGAGAGCGUUAGUGUACAGCCAUUUUCAGAUCUCUCCAGAGAUGCUCAAUUGGGUUCAAGUCUGGGCUCUGGUUGGCCACUCAAGGACUUUCACAAAGUUGUCCUGAAGCCACUACUUUGUUAUCUCGGCUGUGUGCGUAGGGUCUUUGUCCUGUAGAAAGAUGAAUCUUCGCCCCAAUCCAAGGUCCAGAGUACUCUGGAACAUGUUAUCAUUAAGGAUGUCUCUGUACAUUGCUGCAUUCAUCUUUCCCUUGACCCUGACUGGUCUUCCAGUUCCUGCUACUAAAAAACAUCACCACAGCCUGAUGCUGCCACCACCAUGCUUCACUGUAGGGAUGGUAUUGGAAAGGUGAUGAGUGGUGCGUGGUUUCCUCCAAACAUGACACUUGGAAAUUCAGGCCACAGAGUUCAGUCUUUGUGACACAUGAAAAUAAUUCUAAAUAAAACAGUAACACAAGAAAAUGUAAAAAAAAAAGAAAAAAAAAAGAAAAAGAAGUCUAGCUCUGUGAAUACUUUUCGGACGCAUUGUAGAUAAAAUGUCGUUGAGUGUGUGCGCAGUUUAAAAUAAUCUUUUUGAUCACAUUCAAACCUCUGAUUGAUUUUUUUUGUUUUCAGCAUCAGAUCUAAAUGAGUGUGUGGAUGCUGGAAAUGCACUCUUGGGCUGCAACGUCACAAAAGACUCUCUGGGGUUCUGA
This is a messenger RNA of Xyrichtys novacula (pearly razorfish), 8497 nucleotides long. The record is from the annotation of a GenBank genome assembly. Lineage: Eukaryota; Metazoa; Chordata; Actinopteri; Labriformes; Labridae.